This is a messenger RNA of Batrachochytrium dendrobatidis JAM81, 2631 nucleotides long. RefSeq lists its product as uncharacterized. The record is from RefSeq and is a predicted model, not a curated record. Gene Ontology annotation, molecular function: mRNA binding; protein binding. Bases 1 to 2631 code for a protein of 876 amino acids. The transcript has 3 exons. Lineage: Eukaryota; Fungi; Chytridiomycota; Chytridiomycetes; Rhizophydiales.
AUGAAAUCUUCAUGGCUACUUCAUCAAUACUAUGUUCCAAAAACCAUUGCAUUCAGACUUGAAUCUCAUCUUCAUAUCCACACUGUGUGUUGCAUUGCUACUUCAACUAAUCACAACUCAUCGAAUUCAAGUCCCUAUCACAACCCAUCUGAACAAUCAACUUUGUCAUGGAAAAUAUUUUGCAAGGCAGAUCUACCAUCACUAUCUAAAAAACAUAUUAAUCAAUUGCUUGUAACUAUUUCAAAGCAUCCUUCUAUACCCAUUGCUACUUCUCGAAUGCUUCAGGCUAUUAAACUCUUGGCUUCAAAUGGCAUCCCUAUACCUCAGUACUACCUUACAACCCUCUUUUUAAACAUCAGAUCUAUGCAUACCAAAGAUCUUUUUAUAACUCUUCAGUAUUUAGAUAUGUUGAAAUUGCUAUACACCCAGUACUCCCAUCUAUGCAAUAUCCAGCUAACACAGCGUGACCUUAAUGUGCUCACUUUAAUUGGCAAAGAUUCUCAAGAUGAACGCAUUAUAGCCGCAGUACAAAGCAUUGGACUUUCGAUUGGCAGUGAACCUUUAUUCAGUAAAAAAAUCAUGGAUCUUGUACUACGCCAUAUAACUGUUAAAGAUUUAGCUGGUGCCCGUAAAAUUCUUGACAACGCUGGACCAAGUCAAGAUCCAAAUAUACUGUCUACCACUGCGCUUUUUCUUGCACGUUCGGGAGAUUCUAUUUCUGCAGAUCUACUCGUUCGUCAAUGCGUGGAUAGUAAUGUCAAGCUUCAAGAUAUAGUGUUUAUUCAUGUUUUUGUCGGGCAUUUGGAGAGUAAAAACUAUGAGCUUGCACGACUGUGGAUGACUUGGAUCCCAACGGUGCACCAAAACGUAUUUGUUGAUGUCUGGUCAUUGUGGAUCCGAAAAAUGUUUCAAAUCUCCAUUAAUCAUUUCCAGGAUAUUCUUGUUCAAGUAGAUUUGCUUUUGCAAGACCCAGAAUUCAAGCCGCAUGACAAGUUUUUAUUCAAUGUUGUGUUUGGACUGAUGUCUGUUGGCGACAUCACUUCUGCCUUCAAGUAUUUUGAUACCAUUCGACUCAAAGGUGACUUUGUUCCUAGUACUGACUCCAGGUCUGUCAUUCAGGCAUGUCUGAUUUUGAGCGACACUUUAUCCGACCAAUUGCAUUCGACAGAAGAGCUUAUUCGUUUUUCCACAGAUCGCAACAACUUUAAAUGUACGAGUAUUCUCAUACAUGCAUUCCUAAAAGUACAUCAGAUUGAAAACGCACUCUAUAUUUAUGAUCUCAUGGUUAAAAGUCGAGAACUGGGCGGGCUAGGAUAUCGACCUCGAGCAGAUGUGAUGCAUAUGUUUCUUUGCUAUUACUAUCAACGUCGUGAAAUCUCAAAUGCCUUUCAAUUUUACAAACGUGCUCUUGCUGAUGGUGCAUUUCCAAACGGACGGGUUAUCAAGAUCUUACUAGAACUCUCUCGUAAUGAAAUAACUAUUAUUGAAAACAUUUGGCAGGAUUUUAUUUCCAAAUCCAGUGCCUCAUCUUAUCACCCGCUCCCAAAAGCAUUUUAUCAAUUCACAGACACACAGUUGAUGUCUGUCGCGGCAAAAACUUCUACCCAUGGCGACAAACAUGACGAUGCACAGUUGACUCGUGCAUUUAGUCAUCUUUUGUUGCAAAAAUCUGCUCCGGGGUCUAACCGUUUUCAAGAAAAAAUAUCUACACCUUUAAUCAUCAAAGAAAACAAGACUUCUGACAUCUCUUUGGGUAUUGCAACACCCAACAUUUCUAAAAUGUCUAGAUCUGAUGACGGCGUUUUAAAUGAUAUAGAAUGGGAUGAGGAUUCUACCACUUCAACUAUGCCGCAUUUCCAUGAUUCAAAUUCCACGACAACUUUUGAACAGCCCAGGUAUCCUGAUCUAAGUGAACAGCACUAUCAUCAGAUGCUUGUAGCAUUUCUUCGGCACAACCUCUACGCAGAAGCGCAAGCAUUGCUGAAAGAUAUGCACGUUCGUAUCAGAGAAGCAUCUUGGUUUAUACUGAUUCCCUUGGCUCAAUCCAAAUAUGCCUUGGGAGACUACGAAGCAUGUUUGAGUAUUAUUGAAAUGGCACGACUAUCCACUUCGCAUCGACCCAUACAGUUGCUUCGUCUCGAGUUAAAAGCCUGUUGCGCAGCAAAGAACACAAUACAGGCUGAAACUAUAUUUAAUGAAAUGAUUGAAAUGCGUAUUCUGCCGUUUCUGGAGGCAUUUGAACAGCUUGCUACUGCGUAUAGCUUUCAAGGCAAAGCGCUAGAUGCGUGUCGAUUGUGGAUAUGCGCAAAGGCUCUUGGUUAUCGAACCGUUGAGAUUGAAAAGUGUAUACAUCAGUUAUGGGAUUUACAUGGCAACGCGCUGGGCGGAACGUUGGAAGAAUGGAUCGAGGUGUGUAGAAAGGAUCCAGAAACUAUUGCGCUAUGUAAAAGAUGUUUAAAUAUCAUGAACAAGCCUAAACCGAUUGCUUCUUCAAGACAACUAGCGAUUGAUAGCUUAUCUGCUGUUCAGGCAACAGCGGUCUGCUUGAUGCUAUCAAAACGAUUCCAAAACACAGGCGGAGUUUCUACAACCAAAAUAUAUCCUCUCUGUAUCCCAUUGUUACCACGUUGA